Molecule: messenger RNA, 1901 nt
Organism: Apis laboriosa (Himalayan honeybee)
Lineage: Eukaryota; Metazoa; Arthropoda; Insecta; Hymenoptera; Apidae
Product: PAT complex subunit CCDC47
Exons: 4
Coding region: 135-1538 (467 amino acids)
Biological process (GO): endoplasmic reticulum calcium ion homeostasis
Cellular component (GO): endoplasmic reticulum
Molecular function (GO): calcium ion binding
Source: RefSeq, a predicted model, not a curated record
AUGCAAUGCAAGUCACUUCUUCGAAAGGGUGUUGUGAUAGUGUUAUUUCAUACAAACAUUGUUAUAUUUAAUUAAUAAGUGAAAUCAAUGUUGAAAAACUGGAACUAUUUUAUAUAAAUUGAUAGUGAAACAAAAUGAAAUUGUGGUUAGUUGUACUUCAUAUCGUUUUAGUUGCAACCAAUAUAUGGGUCAUAGCACAUUUUCAUGAAGAACUUCCUGAAGAUAAUGAAUUUGCUGAGUUUGAAGAUUUUGAAGAAGAAAAAACAAGUCAAACAAUUAAUGACCGUAAUACAGAACAUCUUCAAGAAUCAAAUAAUAACCAAGAUUUUGAAGAAGAUGAUGUUUUAAUUGUUGAUGGUGAUAGUGAAUUUGAUCAUUUUCAAGAUGAAGAAGAAUUUGAAGGAUUAGAUGCAGCUGGAGGAAAUGCAGGACCAAAAAGUGAUGAACCAUCUACUUUAACAAUUACAAAAAUACCACUUCAUUUACGUGCAAGAUGGGAUAGUUUUUACUUAGAAAUAUUAACAAUCAUUGGAUUAUUAGUAUAUUUCAUUAAUUAUAUAGCAGGGCGUUCCAAAAAUGCCCACAUAGCAGAACUAUGGCUCAUAGAGCAUAAACAGCUUUUGCUAGAUAAUUUUUCUCUUGUUGGUGAUACAGGAAAAUCAAAUGAAGAUACAUCUGAAAAUGGUUUGGUAAAAGAAAGUCAAUCUCAUUAUAGUUUAUAUUGCUCAGGAAGAAUUGGAUGUGAUUCCAUGUUAAUUGAAUUGAAAUUAAUUAAAAGACAAGAUUUAGUUGCAGUAUUAGCACAGCUUGUACGGCCUCAAAAUGAUCAAGCCCAUAUACGUGUAGAAUUAGCAAAAGAGGAAACAGAUAAUUUUGUAUUAGCAAUUGCUACAAAAAAAACUGCUAUGCAUUUAGUACGUGAUAUGGCUGAUAUUAGCGUUUAUUGUCCAGAAAAGAGACCAGGAGAAAAAUUUGGUCUUCCAUCAGGUUUCUAUGUAAUGUCUGAAAUUGCUGAAGCAGCAUCAGCUAUUUUAGAUACAAGAGUUCUACAAGCAUUUUCAAAGUUUGCACCAUAUAUAGAUUAUAUACAUAUUAGUGAUCAAUUUAGUGGUCCUAAACAACAAGAAGAUACAACUCAAUUAACAAUGCCUGAAGUAAAAAGAGUUUUACUUGUUGGAUUAAACAUAACUAUUAAAGGACGGACUACUAAUGCAGAAGGUCAAGAAAAACUAAAACUUCUUUUACAAUUAACAUUUUACUUAUUAGAUAAAUUACGUCGUUUUAAAUUAUCUAAAGAGGGUAAAAGUAAAGCGGAUAAAAAUAGAUUAAGAGUAGAAGAAGCAUUCUUAAAAAUAACUCAUGCAGCUAGAGCUGAAGCAGCAGCACAGCGUAGAGAAGAACGUCGUAGAGCUGAAAAAGAACGUAUACUACAAGAAGAAGAUCCUGAUAAACAAAGAAAAUGGGAAGAAAAAGAACAACGAAGACUUGCUAAAAAACGAGCACCCAGAAUGAAACAACUUAAGGUUAAAGCAUUAUGACCAAAUAAAAUUAAUUAUAGAGAAUUUGUUGAAAUUUCUGAAGAGCUAUAAGUUGCUCAAUUGAACUGCCUAUUUAGUUUAACUCAUAUAGUGAAAUUAUAUUAUUUCAUUCAUCUUUACAUAUUUUUGAACUAUAAAAUUUUCAAUAAAUGAUUUUUAAUUAUUAUAAAAAUUAUAGGUAGAUUGCAUACUUAAAAUUGAUAAUUACUUAUAUAUUUUUUUGUUCUUAAUUUGUGAUAUGUAAUGUAAUAUAUAUCUUCAUUUUGUUUUCAUAUUGAAAGUAUAUCAUUACUGUUAUGUAUUUAUUUUAUGUCAUAAUUAUUGUAACUUAAAUAAGUUAUAAACUGGACAUAAAAUCUUAGA